Molecule: messenger RNA, 2493 nt
Organism: Tinamus guttatus (white-throated tinamou)
Lineage: Eukaryota; Metazoa; Chordata; Aves; Tinamiformes; Tinamidae
Gene: KLHL4
Product: kelch like family member 4
Molecular function (GO): protein binding
Source: RefSeq, a predicted model, not a curated record
GCUAUAGUGCUGCGUGCGUGUAAGCCCAGCAGCUGGGUAAUGUUAUGGUUGCUGCUUUCCUGUGCUAAGCUGAUUUACUUGUUUAAGGUCUGACCUCAUCAUCCUGUCAGUAUGGAUUCCCACCUAUGCAGCUAGCAGCAGCUUAGCAUCGGCUUGAAGAGCUUGCAGUGUAUUAAUCAGGAGAGAGCAACGAGCUACCGGUAUUUGUUCUUUUGUUGUCUUUUCUUAAGAAGAGGAGUUGAAACACAAGAGAUAACAAAGAAUCCAUUUCCUUCCUGAAAGGAUAGGCUUUUGUCUCCGGCUUUCUUUUCCUUUUUUUUUUUUUUUUUCUUCUCUCUCCUCUUUUCUCUGAAAAAAAUGUCAGUAUCUGGAAAGAAAGAGUUUGACGUGAAGCAGAUCCUGAGGCUCCGCUGGAGGUGGUUCAGCCACCCCUCGCAAGGCUCCGCCGGCACCGGAGGCCACAGAGGGACACCCGUUCAGAACAGGUUGAAGAACCACUCUCGGGACAGGAAUGGGCUGAAGAAAAACAGCAGCCCCGUCCACCACAACAUACUGGCCCCUGUGCCAGGUCCUACCCCAGUGCACCACCGAGCUCUCCAGUCCUGGCAUCACCAAAACCUCAUAGAGCAGCUUCGAGCAAAUGAGGAUAUUCCCAAAACUGGCACAGAGGAAAACUGUGUUAAAGAAGAUUCAAAAACCACACAGGAGUUGCAGAUGAUCACAGAGGAAAAUUCAGAUGAAUCUACAGAGAGGUUAUCAACCACGAGCAGUUCACUGCUUGGAAUGAACACCAAUGGCUCGGAUGAAUAUUUCCAAUCUACAAACCACGCGGAGCAAACGUUCCGCAAGAUGGAGAGUUAUCUGCAGCAGAAACAGCUGUGUGAUGUUCUCCUCAUCGCCGGAGACCAAAAGAUUCCCGCUCACAGGCUGGUUCUCAGUGCAGUGUCUGAUUAUUUUGCUGCAAUGUUUACUAACGACGUGCGGGAAGCAAAACAAGAGGAGAUCAAAAUGGAGGGUGUAGACCCGGAUGCGCUGAAGGCUUUGGUGCGCUAUGCAUACACAGGUAUUCUUGAGUUAAAGGAAGACACUAUAGAAAGUUUGUUAGCUGCAGCUUGUCUUCUCCAGCUAUCUCAGGUCAUUGAGGUAUGUUGUAACUUCCUGAUGAAGCAGCUCCAUCCUUCCAACUGCCUCGGGAUUCGCUCUUUUGGAGAUGCUCAGGGCUGCACAGAGCUCCUGAAGGUGGCACAUACAUAUACGAUGGAACACUUCACAGAAGUAAUAAAAAACCAGGAAUUUCUUUUACUUCCUGCUAAUGAAAUCGCAAAGCUCCUGUCUAGUGAUGACAUCAACGUUCCUGAUGAAGAAGCCAUUUUCCAGGCGCUGAUGAUGUGGGUGAGGCACGACCUGCAAAACAGGCAGCGAGACCUGGGCAUGCUACUCUCUUACAUUCGACUGCCUCUGCUUCCACCCCAGUUACUAGCUGACCUGGAAAACAGUCCAAUGUUUGCAGAUGACCUAGAAUGUCAGAAGCUUCUUAUGGAGGCUAUGAAGUACCACCUCCUACCAGAGAGACGCUCCAUGAUGCAGAGUCCUCGAACUAAGCCCAGAAAAUCAACAGUGGGGGCACUUUAUGCUGUAGGAGGUAUGGAUGCCACUAAAGGCACCACUACUAUUGAGAAAUACGACCUUAGGACUAAUAGUUGGGUACAAAUUGGCACGAUGAACGGUAGACGACUACAGUUUGGAGUUGCAGUAAUUGAUAACAAACUCUAUAUUGUGGGAGGCAGAGAUGGUCUGAAAACUUCUAAUAUUGUUGAAUGUUUCAACCCUAUCACCAAAGUUUGGACUAUAAUGCCGCCUAUGUCAACGCACAGACACGGCCUAGGAGUAGCAAUGCUUGAAGGACCAAUGUACGCGGUUGGUGGUCAUGACGGAUGGAGUUAUCUUAAUACAGUAGAAAGAUGGGAUCCCCAAGCACGGCAGUGGAAUUACGUUGCUAGCAUGUCAACUCCAAGAAGCACUGUAGGGGUUGCAGCAUUAAAUAGCAAGCUGUAUGCAGUUGGUGGACGAGACGGGAGCUCCUGCUUAAAAUCCAUGGAGUGCUUCGACCCGCACACAAACAAGUGGAGCAUUUGUGCUUCAAUGUCCAAGAGAAGAGGGGGUGUUGGCGUUGCAACCUACAACGGGUUUUUAUACGCUGUGGGAGGUCACGACGCGCCUGCCUCCAACCACUGUUCUCGACUUUCCGACUGUGUCGAAAGAUACGACCCCAAAACAGACGCCUGGACAACAGUGGCACCCUUAAGUGUACCUCGUGAUGCAGUGGGCAUUUGCCCUCUGGGGGACCGCCUAUACGCGGUCGGAGGGUAUGAUGGCCACACGUACCUGGAUACCGUGGAGUCCUAUGAUGCUCAAAAUAAUGAGUGGACAGAGGAAGUUCCUGUUAAUAUCGGCAGGGCUGGUGCCUGUGUUGUGGUAGUAAAGUUGCCAUAA